Molecule: messenger RNA, 570 nt
Organism: Epinephelus lanceolatus (giant grouper)
Lineage: Eukaryota; Metazoa; Chordata; Actinopteri; Perciformes; Serranidae
Product: complement C1q and tumor necrosis factor-related protein 9-like
Molecular function (GO): protein binding
Source: RefSeq, a predicted model, not a curated record
CUCCACUUAUCUUUAUGACACUUGCAGCAUUCCCCUGCAAAGCAGCAAAAGUGCACUACGACAUCAUAGGAAGUAUUUGUCAUGGCUGAUGAACCAGGCCGAGGAGACAGCAGUUCUUCAACAGGUACUGUAGCCUUCACAGCCAAGCUGAAUAUCGAUGACAGCUACCCAAAAUACCGUGGAGUCCUCAAGUUUGCCACCGUGCUGGUCAACGAGGGAGGAGGCUACAGUCCUGGCACAGGCAUCUUCACCUGCCCCAUGGAUGGCUUCUAUCACUUCACUGUGUAUGUGUCUGUGUAUGGGUGUGGACAGUGUGGUAUAAACAAAAAUGGAGAGAAGGUGGUGUCUCUGUAUCACACCACUCUGCAUGAUAAGCGUAGCCAAGUGGCAAGUAUGGGCAGUGUGAUAAAGCUGUCUAAGAACGACAAGGUCUAUGUGCAACUCUGGGGGGCUGACAGAAACGAUAUCUUUGCAACUGAGGAUAAUGACACUGUCUUUGUAGGGGUUAGUUUGGGCUAAUGACAACAUCAAAAUGUCAAUAAAGUUUUUGAUUGGGCUGAUGAGCCAGUA